This is a messenger RNA of Pseudogymnoascus destructans, 958 nucleotides long. RefSeq lists its product as uncharacterized. The transcript has a single exon. Bases 106 to 819 code for a protein of 237 amino acids. The record is from RefSeq and is a predicted model, not a curated record. NCBI's taxonomy places the organism in Eukaryota, Fungi, Ascomycota, Leotiomycetes, Thelebolales, Thelebolaceae.
UCGCUCUCAUUAAAGCCCACCACAUCUCCUCCAGAUUCCAAUCCGGAAAACGCCCAAUACUCAUCACAGAUUACCAAGGCCAGAUCCACAUCGUUCCAGCCAGCCAUGCAUUGGCUCUCAACAGAUCUCUGUACCGCAAUGUCUUGCCAUUUUCAACCUUAUAGGGCCAGCUGUGCAUGCGAUCCGAAUCUAUCACAACAGGGACACGAAAGUUUCGAACCCUACAAUACCGGCUACUAUUCAAAUGCCCAUCGAUCGUAUGGUGACGGCUCGGACUCACAUUCGAAUGCCAAUCGAUCCUACGGCGACGAGACCAACUUCCAUUCGGAUGCCUACCAAUCCUUCGGCGACGACGCCAACUACCAAGCAAAUGGCUAUCACUCCUUCGGCGACGGCAUCGGCUCCUAUGGGUACCCGAGCUUUGGACAGGACUUUGACGGCAGUGCACAAUCACCCUACUCAUCGUAUGGGCAUUCUUAUGGGUAUCCUCACCAGUACGAGCCGUAUGCGAGCCCGUACCUGGCACCCCCCAGACAAUACUCGGAGCAAUAUAAUUGCAGCUAUCAAGACUUUGACGGUUACGGCGGCGGCUGCUGUACGGAUGACAUGUCAUCUACUGGUUACUACAUGCCGAGCUACUAUGACUAUCUCUGGCCGCCGGUGAUGGUUGAAACCGUGGAAAACGUGGAGGAGUUCACAAUGAAGCGGGAGACUAGGCCAAUGGCCGGAACAAAGACUAGAGGACCACGGAGAGCGGGUGGAAGGCGUGGGAGGGAAUAUUAUGGGUCGUAUGGGAUGGGUGGAUGCGGCAUGAUGUAGUCUGAGGAGGCGUAAUAGGCAUGUCGCAAAGGCUGAUUUUGAGAAUGUGACCUACGGCGGAAGACGACAGCCAUUGCUCGGGUAGUUGAAUUAGAACAAUGGGCAUACGUACACGUAGAUAUCUGUACUAUGGGGAAUU